This is a messenger RNA of Fusarium tjaetaba, 3093 nucleotides long. RefSeq names its product kinesin family member 18 19. Gene Ontology annotation, molecular function: microtubule binding; ATP binding; microtubule motor activity. The record is from RefSeq and is a predicted model, not a curated record. The transcript has 4 exons. Lineage: Eukaryota; Fungi; Ascomycota; Sordariomycetes; Hypocreales; Nectriaceae. Gene Ontology annotation, biological process: microtubule-based movement. Bases 1 to 3093 code for a protein of 1030 amino acids.
AUGGCUGUCAUGGGCGCUUCAGCUGCUGCUGGGCAGAAUUCCAUUACUGUUGCUGUUCGAGUUCGACCUUUUACGAUUCGAGAGGCUGCGCAACUACAAAAGAACGAUGACGGAACCCUUUUCCUCGGCGAUGGCUCCCUCGCCGCUGCGCCUACGCCAAAGCUGCACCAACGCGGCAUUCGAAACGUUAUCAAAGUUGUCGAUGAUCGUUGUUUAGUCUUUGAUCCUCCCGAGGACAGCCCCGUACAGAAAUUCUCCCGCUCAGUCCUACCCUCAUCGAAAAAGGUCAAAGAUCAAGUCUUUGCUUUCGACCGAGUCUUCGACGAAAACACAACACAGUCCGAUGUCUACGAAGGAACUACUCGAACCCUUCUCGAUAGCGUACUCGAUGGCUACAAUGCGACAGUCUUCGCCUAUGGCGCUACAGGUUGCGGAAAGACACAUACUAUUACUGGUACAUCACAGCAUCCCGGUAUUAUCUUCAUGACCAUGCAGGAGCUGUUUGAGAAAAUUGAGGAGCGCAGCCAAGACAAGGUGACCGAGUUGAGUCUGAGCUACCUUGAGAUUUACAACGAGACUAUUCGUGAUUUGUUGGUUCCUGGUGGGAGCAAGGGUGGAUUGAUGCUCAGGGAGGACAGCAAUCAGGCUGUCACUGUGUCUGGAUUGACGAGUCACCACCCCAAGGAUGUCCAGGAGGUUAUGGAUAUUAUCGUCCAAGGAAACGAAUACCGCACAGUUUCGCCUACCGAGGCCAACGCUACUUCUUCCCGAUCACACGCCGUUCUUCAGAUCAACGUCGCUCAAAAGGACCGAUCAGCCGGUGCCAGCGAGCCUCACACAAUGGCUACCCUCAGUAUCAUCGAUCUUGCUGGUUCCGAACGAGCAUCCGUCACCAAGAACCGCGGCGAGCGCCUUACUGAAGGUGCCAACAUCAACAAAUCCCUCCUUGCCCUUGGAAGCUGCAUCAACGCCCUCUGCGACCGUCGACAGAAGCAGCACGUUCCCUACCGAAACAGCAAGCUUACCCGACUGCUCAAGUUCUCCCUCGGCGGCAACUGCAAGACUGUCAUGAUUGUCUGUGUAUCACCAUCAAGCGCCCAUUUUGACGAGACACAGAACACCCUUCGAUACGCCAACCGGGCCAAGAACAUCCAGACCAAGGUGACGCGCAAUGUCUUCAACGUCAACCGCCACGUCAAGGACUUCUUGGUUAAGAUCGACGAACAGAUGGCCUUGAUCAACGAGCUCAAGGCCCAGCAGAAGGAUGCUGAGGCUAUGUUCUUCGCCAAGUUCCGAAAGCAAUGCGACAAGCGAGAUGCCAUGGCACGCGAAGGGAUUCAGCGAUUGCGCAUCGCCUACGAGAACUCUGCUCCUGAGCGUCAAGAGCGCAUCACGAACAUGAAGCGUCUCAAGGCUUUUGAGCGCCGCAUUGGUAUGCUGUCCGGAUGGAUUGCUGCCUUCGACGCGGUCUGCGAUGAACGAGGUGAUGAAGAUGCGAUGCCAGAGAACCUUGUCGCCAUUCGAAAGACGGCUCAAGGCAUCCUUGUUGAGUUGGAGAACAGCCGACACCAUAUACACCAGAAGCUGGAGAAGUCUGCAUGGGACCGAGCCAUCGACACAGCUCUAUCGCACAGCUUGCAACAACUCCAAGGUACCGAGGGUGCUGACAACGGAGAAGCCGACAACUUGACCCGUGAAGCUGAGCUGAUCAAGGCCAACUUCAAUCGCGAGGCCUACCGGGAAGUCCUUGAGCAGGACAAGGCCGGCGAUGCUGCCAUGAUCCAGAUGCUCCUCACUGCGCAGUUCGACAUUCUCUCAUCACUUUCCGAUACGCUCGGCAUGGAUGAGGAAGAUGCCGUCGCUCAUGCGAAGGAGACGAUUAAUCGUCUCCUCCAAACCGGCUUCACAGCUGCCGGUCAGGUCGUCAAGCCGGAUGGCUCCAUGCCCGUCGUCGAAGUCUUCUCGCCCAGCAAGCGAGGCACGCCCAAGCGCAAGAAGGCCAUUGCGAUGCACAUUAAGCCUGUUUCGGCUCCCAACUUUAUGCCCGCGCAUAGCGACCACGCUCCUGUCAGCCCCAUGAAGGGAUCCCCACGAAGACGUAAGGUGUUGGGAGCCUCCAAGAAGGGCGUCAGCUUCACGCCAGUGAAGACUAAGAAGAAGGGAGGAGUCCGAUGGAGGGACGAUGAGACGGAGGAGGGCACAUUGGAGGACUUUUCGAAGACGCCCCAGAAGUACAAUUCUUCCCCUGCGAUUCCCUCACCUGAGAAGCCUAUCGUCGCACCUAUCAUGCCUUCAUACCUCGAGCCCGAGACAUCGACUGUCGAAGAGUCAAGCCCCAGCCUCGAGAUCCCGGAGACCACCAGCCUGGGCGCGAAGCCUAGCAGGUUCCAGGCCGGUUUCCUUUCCAAGGGACCUAGACAUUCCCUUGCUGACGGAUCACCCAAAGCACCCACCAUGACCCUUAAGCUCGAGGCUUCACCCGAUAUUCAACGAACACCACCCCUGCGAUCUCUGGAUGUCACUAAGAGUGGCAAUUUCUCACCAUCGCCAUCGGGGCUCGGUAUUCCUAGAGCGAUUAGACGACUUCCCACGAUACAUGAUGAGAAUAACCCCCCCGGAUCUGGAUCUGACUCCGAGACGAGUACUAUCGAUGCCCGAAAGCUUCAGACCGCCCUCCGAACCGCCAUGAAGGAGAAGGCCCGCAGAGCGAGCAUCAUGGCCGGUACAACGGCAUCAAGCACCAAGCGAGUAUCGUCAAUGGGAUCGUUGCCCGAGCGUACGGGACCCAGGCCUAGUCUGCCUGCGGCCCUCGCUAGCAGCACCAACGGUAUCUCUCGACUCCGCCGAGGUAGCGCUGAGAGGAGACGAAGCCCCCCGAUGGCGUGCUCCCCAAACGACUUCAAGAUAGACAUGGCUCUGACACCUGGUCAAGCUAGACGCAUGAACAUGAACAACACAGUCACUCGAAUGGAAGGUCCUGGAUCAAGUCCUCAGGGUGGCAUGGCGGGUAGUGCGCCGCGACGAAUUACCAUUGGUAUGGGAAGUGGUACUGCUCAUCGCCGACAGGACAGCAGAGGCUAUACCUUGCGAUGA